Molecule: messenger RNA, 2256 nt
Organism: Sceloporus undulatus (fence lizard)
Lineage: Eukaryota; Metazoa; Chordata; Lepidosauria; Squamata; Phrynosomatidae
Gene: USP22
Product: ubiquitin specific peptidase 22
Exons: 15
Coding region: 142-1644 (500 amino acids)
Biological process (GO): protein deubiquitination
Molecular function (GO): zinc ion binding; cysteine-type deubiquitinase activity
Source: RefSeq, a predicted model, not a curated record
UCCUCCGGGCGCCGGGUGCUGCCAUGUGACCGGCUUCAAGGUGGAGAACUGGAAGCAGAACCUCAGGUCAUCUACCAUGCUUUCGUCUGGAGCGGAUCCGCAGAGACCAGGAAGAGGAAGGCGAAGUCGUGCAUCUGUCAUAUGUGUGGUGCGCAUCUGAAUAGACUCCAUUCUUGCCUAUAUUGUGUCUUCUUUGGCUGUUUUACGAAGAAGCACAUACACGAGCACGCAAAGGCAAAGCGACACAACUUAGCCAUAGACCUUUUGUAUGGGGGUAUAUACUGCUUUAUGUGUCAAGAUUACAUAUACGACAAAGAUAUGGAACAAAUUGCCAAAGAAGAACAACGGAAAGCUUGGAAGCUACAAGCCUUCACCCCAACAAUGGUUUCUCACUACCAGUGUACAAUGACAGGUAUUGGAGAGAAGUAUUCAACAUGGGAACCAACCAAACGAGAGUUAGAGCUGCUUCGACACAACCCCAAGCGGAGAAAAAUAACUACAAACUGCACCAUAGGUCUAAGAGGGCUCAUCAACCUUGGGAACACAUGUUUUAUGAACUGUAUUGUCCAAGCACUUACCCACACUCCACUACUGCGAGAUUUCUUCCUCUCUGACAGACACAAAUGUGAAAUGCAAAGCCCCAGCUCAUGUCUGGUCUGUGAAAUGUCUACGCUUUUUCAGGAGUUCUACUCUGGGCACCGAUCUCCUCACAUUCCAUAUAGGUUAUUGCACCUGGUAUGGACGCAUGCACGGCAUUUAGCAGGGUACGAGCAACAGGAUGCGCAUGAGUUCCUCAUUGCUGCAUUAGAUGUGCUACAUCGACACUGCAAAGGUGACGAUAAUGGGAAGAAAGCCAACAACCCCAACCACUGUAACUGCAUCAUAGACCAAAUCUUCACAGGUGGACUACAGUCUGAUGUCACUUGCCAAGUCUGCCAUGGUGUUUCCACAACGAUAGAUCCGUUCUGGGACAUCAGUUUGGACUUGCCAGGUUCCUCUACCCCAUUUUGGCCUCUGAGCCCAGGCAGCGAUGGCAGUGUGGUCAAUGGGGAGAGCCACGUGUCAGGAACCACCACCCUCACAGAUUGCUUGCGAAGGUUUACAAGGCCAGAACAUCUAGGAAGCAGUGCCAAAAUUAAAUGUAGUGGUUGCCAUAGCUACCAGGAAUCUACCAAACAACUCACUAUGAAGAAAUUACCUAUCGUGGCCUGUUUUCAUCUCAAACGGUUUGAACACUCAGCCAAACUGAGGCGAAAGAUCACUACAUAUGUUUCCUUUCCACUGGAGCUGGACAUGACACCUUUUAUGGCUUCCAGUAAAGAGAGCAGAAUGAAUGGGCAGUACCAGCAGCCAGCAGAUAGUCUAAACAAUGAUAAUAAGAAGAAGGUGGGAGCCUUUAGUAAAGGAUAUGAGAAAUUUCAGGAUUCCUUUUGUAAAGUAGCACUGGCAAUGUAUUCCUUGUUUGCAGUAGUUAAUCACCAGGGAACCCUGGAGAGCGGGCACUAUACCAGUUUUAUUCGGCAACACAAGGACCAGUGGUUCAAAUGUGACGAUGCCAUCAUCACCAAGGCUAGCAUUAAGGAUGUACUAGACAGCGAAGGAUAUUUGCUGUUCUAUCACAAACAGUUCCUGGAGUACGAGUAGCCGUAUGCAGCAGCUCGAGCGAGAAACCUGUAAGGAAGCAAAAGGAAUGGCAGCCUUCUGAAAAGACACACAACCUACCUGAAGUAAAUAUCAAAAACAGACACCCAUUCGACAUCUAGCACUGAGCUGCAACAGGACCUGCUUGCCGCUGGCUCAUGGCCUAGAGGAGUUUUUAAAAAUGAACAAUGCCCACUGUGUAUGCAGUCCCACAGGGACAGAAGAAGAGGAACUGUAAAAGAGGCUACAGUCAGCGACUUUGAGAGAAGAAGUAUAAUAAUGCAAAAGAUGGCUCUGGGUGGGGGAAAUACGGAGCAGAGGAGACCAGGCGCUGGCACGUCUCCUUCUGUUCCUCCGAAACGUGUGUGGGAAGGCCCGGGGGGUGUACUCUCAUCUCCAUCAAGCAUCUUCUCCAUUGGUGCUUCAGCUCCAACUUGACCAAUCAUACAAAGUUAUAAUUAAAAAAAAAUAAAAACCCAAGCCCAUUUUUUUUUUACGCAUAUGGGUCUGAAAGCAGUAAAAUGGAGGAGAAUUGGGACAACGCAACGAAAUGGACUUUGCAAGUACCUUUUUAUUUGUGAAUUUUAGUUAUUAAAUAAAUACAGUAUGAAAUUA